UCUCAGCAAAAUAAAGAGUGAAAAUACAUUUACGACAUAUUACAGUAUACAUUUCAGAUAUGCUUCUGAAUUUCUGUCUGAGGUGAAAUACAGGAAAUGUUUUUUUAACAGAAUAUAGUUGGCAUAGGACAAUACUUGGGAACACGAAUAGGUCACCUGACCGGAUGAAAACGUCAGAAGUAGAAAUGGUCCAACUGUGAAAGUGGACACCAGUUUCUGUUUUCGUCAGCGCCCCUCCUUUCACAGACUUCACGGCCAGUAUCUGAGAAGAAACGGGAUACCUGCAGCUUUUUUUCCGCCCUUCUUUUUCCACACAAAGAGGGGAAAAACAACAUUCAUGCUAAACGAGCUCGGUGGUACCGCCCUGCUGGGCGUGGGGAUCUGGGUAAGUGUGGACAGGAUGUCCUUCCUGAAGGUGCUGGGGCCCUUCUCCUCGCAGGCCACACAGUUUUCCAACGUGAGCUUCUUCUGCAUUGCUCUCGGCGCGGUGCUCAUCCUCUUGGGCUUUCUGGGCUGCUGCGGGGCCCAGAGGAACAGCAAGUGCUUGAUGCUCGCGUUCUUUGUUAUACUCCUGCUCAUUUUCAUUGCCGAAGUCGGGGUUGGAAUCAUGGCGCUGGCUUAUUCUUCAUUCACGGAGAGCAUCCUGAGGGCAUGGGCAAUUCCAGCGCUGAAAGGGCAGUACGGCAGCGACCCAGCCGUUACAGAGAUAUGGAACAUCACCAUGACGGAGUUGAAAUGCUGCGGUUUCACCAACUAUACAGACUUCACAGACUCUCUGUACUACACUCAGAAUGGUAAAACAUACCCUCCAACUUGUUGCACGGAUAACACCUUGGACUGCAGCCUGAAUGAUGCAGCGAACAGCACCGUCAAGGGGUGUUUUUAUCAACUGCUGUCCAUCCUGGAGAAUAAUGCAGGCCUUAUUGGGGGAAUAGCUGCUGGCAUAUCUAUUCUUGAGCUGACGGCUAUGUUUGUCUCCAUGUACUUAUACUGUGACCUGGACAAAAAUAUCCGCUAAAGGAAUUCUCAACAGGACAGUUUCCAUCCUCAGGUUAUAUGCAGAAGCAGAUUUCUUCUUCUUUUCCAGAUAACUGAAAAAAAUACUGGAUUAUUCCAUUUUGAAAUAAUCUAGAGUAACAGAGUAUUUCACAGAUUUUUUGCCUUAGAAUGCCUCUCAAGGAUGCACAGUUAAUCAUAAUUGAUCACUGUAUCUGAAAGUCUAAUUCUUCUGUUGUGGCUGAGCAAUUUCAAUAGAGAAUAACUAUAGUAUUUUGCUCAGCAUUUUUAACAAUUUUACUAAAUUUUUCAAAGUGCCAAACAGCCGUUUCAUCUGGGAA
This is a messenger RNA of Scleropages formosus (Asian bonytongue), 1337 nucleotides long. Its product is annotated as tetraspanin-1-like. The record is from RefSeq and is a predicted model, not a curated record. Gene Ontology annotation, cellular component: plasma membrane. The transcript is spliced from 7 exons. Bases 338 to 1018 code for a protein of 226 amino acids. NCBI's taxonomy places the organism in Eukaryota, Metazoa, Chordata, Actinopteri, Osteoglossiformes, Osteoglossidae.